Paramecium octaurelia is the source of this 1007-nucleotide messenger RNA. The record is from the annotation of a GenBank genome assembly. NCBI's taxonomy places the organism in Eukaryota, Ciliophora, Oligohymenophorea, Peniculida, Parameciidae.
AGAAAAUCCUUAAAAUCAGAACAAUGAUAGUAGUGGAGCCUUCCUAAUAUAAUUAAUAUUUGAUUAAAUCUUUACUCAACAAUUAAUUUUUUACCAUUGAUAAAUAAGAUUUGCUUAAGUAUUCAUAAAUUACUGCCGAAUAAUGUAGUCAAGAAUUUCAUUGGACUAUAAUAAGUGUGGAUUAACUCUAAAAUUUUAAUCAUAAAUACUCCUUAAGGUUUGGAGAGUUUAUAUAAAUGACUACAAACAAACCCUAAAACUAAAAUCAAACCUUGAGCAAAGUGACUCUAUUGAUCUAAUUGCCUGAUAAAUAUAUCAUUUCAGGAUAAAGUUUCUCAAGACUUAAAGAUAUAUUAGUUCAAAAACAACCAUGUGUCCUUUAAAGGUCUGAUGACAAUUUAUAUUUAACGAUAGAAAAAGAUAGAAUUAUAUUCUUAGACUACCCUAAUCUUGGAAGCUAUUUCUAACUUAUACCUCUAAAUGAUUCUGGAUUAAAAAUACAGAGAGAUAUAAUCAAAUUCUAAUAUGAAUAUGAAAUAAGGAAUUAUGUAACUGGAUAUUCUCUAAAUAUUAAAUAAGAUAGCGUCAACUUCAAAUCCCCACUGUUAAGUGUGAUAAGAAGUAAUAAAAAAAAUGAAAAAUGGUAGUUAAUAGAACAAGAAGACUUCCAUAACUAAUUUUAAUUUUUUAAUUUUGCCCAUAAACUGUAUAUCCAUACAGAAGAAAUCAUUGUGAAUUUAAUUUCAGCCAACCCACCAAAAAUUAAUUGGGAAAUCUAAAGUACAAUAUUAACCAUAUUAAUUAGCAAUUGAUAAUCAAGAAUUUUCUUAUGGUGUUCCUUUUACUAUUCAAAAUUCAUUCACUAAAAAUUUUUUAACAAUGAAUGCAUUCAACUUAAAAUGUAUUCACAAUUUUGAAUAAGAAGUUUUCUAAAGUGAAUAACUAUAACCAGAAUCAUUAUGGAUAAUUUUUUAACAUUAAAUAUGAUGUUUUAUUUAUAUAUACAA